AUGGAUCUUGCAUUUCGACAAAAAUGGGAUACGAACGUUGAGAAGCUUGAAUUGUUGCAUCGGGAUGAAGCAACUGAUUCGGAGCUCAUUCACUGGGUUUCAAAAUUUCCUUAUCCGAUGUAUCCUCGUGAAUAUGUAUUUGUCAGAAGAAGAUAUAUUGACGCGAAGAAUCGGUGCAUUGUGAUAGCGAAUUGUAGUGUGGCUAACAGUGAAAGCAUUAUUCCAUUGUGCGAAAAGAAGUAUGUUCGCGUUGAAACUUAUCGGUCCACAAUGGUUGUGCGAGCAAAUCAAGGCUUUGACCAUAAAGGAUUCGAUUAUAUCCUCUCAUACUACGAUAAUCCCGAAAGUAAUAUCCCUAGCUAUGCCUAUAAU
This is a messenger RNA of Gongylonema pulchrum, 372 nucleotides long. The record is from the annotation of a GenBank genome assembly. NCBI's taxonomy places the organism in Eukaryota, Metazoa, Nematoda, Chromadorea, Rhabditida, Gongylonematidae.